AUGUUUGGUCGUUAGGUGUAAUAUUAUACAUGUUAGUAUGCGGCCAAGCGCCGUUUCAAGAGGCGAACGACAGCGAAACGUUGACAAUGAUUAUGGAUUGUAAAUACUCGAUCCCGUCACACGUGUCCGAUGGUUGCAAGCGGCUGAUCGCGAAGAUGCUCGUGCGGGAACCCGAAGGCAGAGCGUCUCUCGAGGCGAUCGCGGCGGAUUCGUGGUUAGCGAUUGGUUCCGAUUUGGACACUAUAGAGACAUUACCGCUCGUGUCGCGUCAACAGGUGUCCGAUGAUCAUCACAAUCACAUAAUUACCAAAAUGGUUAACGGUAAUAUCGCCACCAAGGAAGAAAUAUUGGACGCACUCGAUAAGAACGAGUACAACCACAUCACCGCGACGUAUUUCUUGCUAGCGGAAAGGAAGCUGCGCGCUCAUCGACAGGAACAGAUGCUGAAAACUCGACCAGAGGUUCUAAAUGUUUCUCCGAGGUAUGUUUUAAGUACUGAAUCACGCAUUAUUAGUGUUGCUUCUACGUGUGACUCACUUAUAAAAUAUGCGAGUUCUAAAUAUUUAUGCCGCGCGUCAACUUGA
Messenger RNA from Formica exsecta, 584 nucleotides. Its product is annotated as SNF-related serine/threonine-protein kinase-like. Gene Ontology annotation, cellular component: cytoplasm. The record is from RefSeq and is a predicted model, not a curated record. Gene Ontology annotation, biological process: microtubule cytoskeleton organization; protein phosphorylation; intracellular signal transduction. The transcript has 2 exons. Gene Ontology annotation, molecular function: tau-protein kinase activity; ATP binding; protein serine/threonine kinase activity. Lineage: Eukaryota; Metazoa; Arthropoda; Insecta; Hymenoptera; Formicidae. The annotation marks the transcript as partial.